Messenger RNA from Amorphotheca resinae ATCC 22711, 405 nucleotides. RefSeq lists its product as hypothetical. The transcript has a single exon. The record is from RefSeq and is a predicted model, not a curated record. NCBI's taxonomy places the organism in Eukaryota, Fungi, Ascomycota, Leotiomycetes, Helotiales, Amorphothecaceae. The annotation marks the transcript as partial.
GUAUGAAGUCGAUACACAAUAUACCAGGAGUUCUAUCUGCUGCUUGUUCCUUCCCUGUAAUUUCGUCUUCAAGAAGAUCGAAGAUUUUCUUAGUCUCAAGAACAUGCAUGCUCUGGCUGGAGGCCCAGUAUGAAGCUUCUCCCCACGCUAUUCACGAAGCAUAUCGAAUCCACCAUUGUAGUCCCACUAUUUCUCUAACUCACUUGAUACUGAAGUUCAGUUCUCGAUCUAGACCUACACCCUCUUCCCGAAACAAUUCUAUCUGAACAAAAAACAAAAGCGGGAGGGGAGAAAGCCUUUCUUAGCUAUCUAAGGUAGCUAUCUAAGGCGACCCGAUUCCGCGGCAUCAUACUAUAGAAUACGAGCAUGAGCUAGCCAUAUGAAUUGUUUUCAUACUCCGUCAGA